CCGGCAGAGGCAGGAGGCUGCGGCGUGCUGGGUCGGAUUUAUGACAUUAAAAAGAUUCUUUCACUCCUGUCCCUCAUCGCGAUGAACAUCCCCCUCACAUCACGCGAUUUAAAUGUGUCUUUCUAAUGCAGGUCGAAAAUAGCAGCCUAAAAUCCACUUCUUAGAGAGAGAUCAAGGAUAAUGGGGUUCAUCUCCAAUCAGCUUGAAAUCCCUUGAAACAAUUAAAGCUCAGCCUGGCGACUUAUAAGCAUCAGAGGCUUUUGAUGAGUGUAAACCUUAAAUAAAAUCAGCGUUUAGAAAACACUUGGUAUAGGUGAUGAAAAAUCCCCCAGGACAAAAUGCUGAAAGCAGCGUGGCAGCCACACACACACACACACACAAAAAAAAAAAAAAAAGGCUGCAAAACCCGCUUAUUUUGAUGUGAACAGGCUACAUAUGAGGUGUCCCAGGGCUGUGUCCCCCCAGAGGUACCCUGGACCUGCUGGCGGGCAGGCGUGGGGCCAGAGCCUCCUUAAGAGAGGCGGCAGUGUGGGGUGACGAGCCGCUUCCAAUUGCAAGGCGGCAGCACAUGACAUAAGAUGCUCCAGAUCUGCCUCCUGGGCGCUAGUUUAAAAAUAAAGGAUAUUACACGUCGGGCUCGGCGCCGGCGGAGCGGCUGCGGAGGGGAGGCUGCGGGACGGGCGAUGCGGGGGACGGUGCUGUGUGAGUCAGACGUGAGGAUGGCACUUGCAGAACCAGUCUCCGUGGUUUAUUGCAAUUCAGCUCUUCAAGGGAACUGUGAAAUGUCACAGGAAGAUGUGCUGCUCAACCCUUCACCCAGAACUGCUGAGCCACACAACAGUGAGCCAGGGGAAGAUUCCAAGAUGGAGAGAUCUCAGGUGAACUCACUCGGUCCCAAAGCAGCCUCCUCCCCUCCUGGCUCCAGUGUGUGGACGACACGUCGUGAUGGAGAGGUCAGGCUGAGGAUGGAGGAGCAGGGCAUUGGCAGUGAGGCCCCAAAGACUGUGCAUCAGCUCUUGCAGGAAUGUGUGAACAAAUACAGUGACUUUCAUGCCCUUGCAUCCAAAAAAGAUGGCCAGUGGACAAAGCUGACAUAUAAGAUGUACUAUGAUGAGUGCUGGAAAGCAGCCAAAAGCUUUCUGAAGCUGGGGCUGGAGCGUUUCCAUGGAGUGGGCAUCCUGGGAUUUAAUUCUGCAGAGUGGUUCAUUGCUGACAUUGGAGCUAUCCUUGCAGGGGGAUUUGCUGUUGGGAUCUACACUACAAACUCUCCUGAGGCCUGUCAUUAUGUAGCAGAGAACUGCAGUGCCAACGUUAUAGUGGUGGAAAACCAUAAACAGCUGCAGAAAAUCUUAGAAGUUGAAGACAGACUACCUCAUCUGAAGGGCAUUGUCCAGUAUGGGGAGGAGAUCAAAGAGAAGAGACCAAAUCUGUAUUCGUGGAGGGAGUUCAUGGAGCUGGGCAGGGACGUGCCAGACUCACGGCUCCACGAGAUCAUCGCGUCCCAGAAACCCAACCAGUGCUGCACCCUCAUCUACACCUCGGGCACCACGGGGCAGCCCAAGGGCGCCAUGCUCAGCCAUGACAACCUGACGUGGACAGCCAAGGUGGCCGGACGCUUCAUCGCGCUGAGCGACGCCCACGACAGGCAGGAGCACGUGGUCAGUUACCUGCCCCUCAGCCACAUCGCUGCACAAAUGUGUGAUAUUUGGGCAGCCAUGACCUUCGGUGUGCAAGUUCACUUUGCCCAACCAGAUGCAUUGAAGGGCAGCUUGGUGGAGACCCUGCGGGAAGUGAGGCCGACUGCUUUUCUGGGAGUUCCUCGUGUCUGGGAAAAAAUGGAAGAGAAAAUGAAAUCUGUGGGCAUGAAAGCCUCAGCGUUCCGAAGGAGAGUGGCAUCAUGGGCCAAGGAAGUGGGGCUGCAGACCAACCUCAAGAGGAUGAAUGGGUGCUCCGAGGUGCCCGUGAAUUUCCGCCUGGCCAGGCAGCUGGUGUACAGGAAGGUGCGCAAGGCCAUCGGGCUGGACCGCUGCACCAAGUGCUACACGGGGGCUGCUCCCAUCACCAGAGACACCCUGGAGUUCUUUCUGAGCCUGAACAUUCCUGUGCUGGAGCUCUAUGGGAUGAGUGAGAGCUCUGGGCCUCACACCAUCUCCCUACCUCAUGCGUUCAAGCUCGGCAGCUGUGGGAAGGAGCUGACAGGCUGCUACACCCUGAUUGAUAAACCAGACAGGGAUGGCAUUGGGGAGAUCUGCUUCUCAGGAAGGCACAUCUUCAUGGGCUACCUGAACAUGGAGGACAAAACCAAAGAGGCCAUUGAUGAGGAUGGCUGGCUGCACUCAGGGGACCUGGGCAAGCAUGACAAGGAUGGAUUCCUCUUCAUAACAGGCAGAAUUAAAGAGCUCAUCAUCACUGCAGGAGGUGAGAACAUUCCUCCUGUUCCCAUUGAGGAUGCUGUCAAGAAUGCUAUUCCCAUCAUCAGCAAUGCCAUGUUGGUUGGAGACAAAGCCAAAUUCCUUUCUAUGCUCCUGACACUAAAGUGCAUUGUGGAUGCAGAGACGGGCGAGCCUGGAGAUGCCCUCACUCCUGAAGCUCUGGAGUUCUGUCAGAAGCUGGGCAGCACGGCCACCAAGGUCUCAGAAAUCAUCAGCAGCAAAGACAAAGCCAUCUAUGCUGCCAUCCAGAAAGGGAUCUCUGCUGUCAAUGAGGGAGCUGUGUCUAAUGCCCAGAAAGUCCAGAAGUGGGUCCUGCUGGAGAAGGACUUCUCCCUCUUUGGUGGAGAGCUUGGCCCCACCAUGAAGCUGAGGAGGCCGGUAGUGGCUCAGAAAUACCAGGACAAAAUUGCUCAGUUUUACACGGACAUCGAAACCCCCUCGGGGGAGCCCUCGACCCGGACAUAG
Molecule: messenger RNA, 2897 nt
Organism: Cinclus cinclus
Lineage: Eukaryota; Metazoa; Chordata; Aves; Passeriformes; Cinclidae
Gene: ACSBG2
Product: acyl-CoA synthetase bubblegum family member 2
Cellular component (GO): endoplasmic reticulum; membrane
Molecular function (GO): long-chain fatty acid-CoA ligase activity
Source: RefSeq, a predicted model, not a curated record